AUCAGGUCUUUUUAAUUCCCUAGCCGUUUGACGAUUACUUGUGUUAGCAUUUUAUUUCUCAAGUUGAAUGAAAAUGCCAAAAGGAUAUUGAGAUAAUCUGAACCUUCCAUUGCUACUUUGUCAUUUUCUUUGUCGUCAACUUUGGUUAGUUUAGGCAUAUAUUUCCUUGCAAUCAUCAUCUAAAUUCUGUCGCUUAUCAUUAGCCGAGCGUUGUUGCCGUCGCCUAGUCCCUGUGGAGAACACGACACUUGCAGUUUGGGUGAAAUAUCCAGCUGUACUUACAAUUGAUCAUUUUGGCACCGUUGCCGGGGACUAGCAUCGAGCAAUUGUGUGAAGCUAUAGACUAGGCUUAGUAUAGUUUUUGUUUAAAUUUCCAGUCAAAUUUAUUUCUGUGUUUCUUUUACCUUUUUACUUUUUGUUCCUUCGUCUUAUUAGGGUACUAACCCUCUCACCAGUCUUUGAUGUUUGUGAUCGUGUGUAGGAUAUCUUACUAUUUGUAGGCUCAUUGACAGUUGCACUUGAACAUAUGGCUUUAGUACAUGAUCUUUGGUUGCCAAGUAGUUUGGACACGAUGACAGGGCCAAUUUGGCCAUCUAUUGAGGCCGAAAUUUUUGAGUUGAGGCCUGGACUUAUUGCUCUUGUCUUGCAGAAUCAGUUUAGAGGAUUACCCAAUGAAGACCCUCAUGAGCACAUUAGUAAUGUUCUGGAGUAUGCCAAUACAGUCCAGUACCAUGGCGUUUCCCAAGAUGCUAUCAAGUGUAUGUUGUUCACAUUCUCUCUCAGAGAUGCUGCUAAGGACUGGUACAAUUCUUUGCCAUCAAGAUCAUACACUUGGGGUGAUAUUUCGCAAGCUUUCCUGCAUAGAUAUUUUCCACUUUACAAGCAAGCUCCAUGUUAGAGUACGUAAUGGGCCUAAUGGGCCCGUUAGUCUUAGGGUUAAUUAGAGAUAAGAGUCGCUUUCUUAGGGGUCAAGUAAGCCUUGCUUGGGAGUCAAGUAAACCUCCCUAUAUAAAGAGAGGAGAUGUAUCAACCUAAUCAAGCAAGAAUUAAGAAGGAAAUCCUUCCAUCUUGCCCGGCCGUGGGCAAAAGGCCCCCGGCCGGCCUUCUUGCGCCCUCCUUCUAGCAGCGCCAUAACAAUUUGGUAUCAGCUAGCUUCGGUUCGAUCAUGUCUUCACCGCUGCCCAACCCGUCUCUUCCGCUGCCGGUCACGACCGUCGCCCCGCUCCUGCCCGCGCCGGGAUCCUCCGUCGCGCCCGCCCCCGUCGUCCUCACCCCGGAGGUGUCCGGGGCGCUGCGGGACCUAACACAGGCGGUCCAGGAGAUCCACCUGUUCUUGGCCAGGUCCUAUGGGCCGCACCCGGCUGCGCCGCCCAUCACCGCCACCGCGCCGCCGUGGCUGCCGUGGCAGCCGCCGCACCAAGCGGCCCCCGCCGCGCUCGCCGGGCUGCUGCAGCAGCCGCUGCAGCUGCCAUCCAUCGCCCCGUCCUGGCUGUCGUGGCAGCCGCCGCACCAGGCGGCCUUCGCCGCGCUCGCCGGGCCACUGCAGCUGCUAUCCAUCGCCACCACCGCUCAGCCCUGGCUGCACUGGCAGCCGCCGCUCCUGCCGGCCUUCGCCGCGCCCGGCGCUCCGCCGCAGCAGCCGCUGCCGCUGCCCGGUGCGCCACCGCCGCAGCCGCUGCCGCAGCCACCGCCGGUUAGCUCCGGCCCCGCAUCGACCGCGCCGGCGGGAGUCCCGCUCCACCAAGUCCAGUCCCCGCCGUCGCCGUCACCGCUUCCGUCUUGGAUCGCUACCUGCCACGUGUCGGCGGCGGUGAGGCUGCAGGCUACUGCGCGCGGCCUCCUAGCGCGUCGGCGUGUGCGGGAGAUGCGUGGUCUGCAGCUGCCGCUCCUCCAAGUUGCCCUUCGCUGCGCAAAGGACCUCGAUCUCAUCCGCUCCGCCGGGGAUCUUGGGCAUGCGGUUUCCCCCACGGGCAGCGGGCAUGCUGUUUUCCCCACGGGCAGCGACCUCCAAGUCUGCGACAUUGGCGGUUGGGGGGACGCACCCCUCCUCGUCAUUCUCCAUCGCAAGCCCCCCACUCUUCCCUGUGCGGUGCAGACCAACAGUCGUCCGGCAGGAAGAAGGCAUGGUGUCACCGAUAACAACGCACCACGUAGCACCACUGCAUUCCGUCACCGGGCGCCGCAAGGGCGCCUCUGCUGGUCACUCUUGCGACCACUUCCAGGUGGCCAUACACAUGCACUCCUUUUGUCCAGAUGGUGUCCAUGGGAUCCAGGUGGCUGUACACGUGCACGUUCGACGUGCGGAUGGUAUCCACUUUUUGUUAAGAGGUCCAAAAUAAAUCGUCCCAGUCCAUUUCAGGUUGAGAAUAAUAAAACAAGCCGAGAUGUAAAAGGCUUGUUUUUAGGUGUUAGGUUUGGGUUGCGUCGAGUCAUGGUUAUAAGUUUGUUAGGCUGCAGCUUGAGGACAAGCUGCAUGUCCAGGUGGGGUGUAGUGUUAGAGUACGUAAUGGGCCUAAUGGGCCCGUUAGUCUUAGGGUUAAUUAGAGAUAAGAGUCGCUUUCUUAGGGGUCAAGUAAGCCUUGCUUGGGAGUCAAGUAAACCUCUCUAUAUAAAGAGAGGAGAUGUAUCAAUCUAAUCAAGCAAGAAUUAAGAAGGAAAUCCUUCCAUCUUGCCCGGCCGUGGGCAAAAGGCCCCCGGCCGGCCUUCUUGCGCCCUCCUUCUAGCAGCGCCAUAAUGGGCCUAAUGGGCCCAUUACGUACUCUAACACUCCAAUUCGUGACCAGAUCCUCAGUUUUGUGCAAGAUGGAAGUGAGAGCUUGUAUGCAGCUUGGGAGAGAUAUAAGUAUUUUCUUAGAAAAUGUCCUAAUCAUGGGCAAAAGGAUUGGUUAGUGCUUCAGAUAUUCUAUAGAGGGCUGACACAUGCUUCAAGAGGUCUUAAUGAUAUUUCAGCUUGUGGAACAAUCAUGAACAAGACCGUUGAGGGUGCAAUUAUUCUCAUUGAGAGCAUUGCCUUCCACCAAAUGCAAUGGGGUUAUGAAAGGCCUAGUUCAAAUCCAAAGGUUGCAAGCUGUGUGCAAUCAGAAGCUGUGUGUUCCAUAAGUGAACAGAAAUCAUCCAUAGUGCCUAAUAUUCAAAACCAGCAUGUUUCAUUCCAGGGACAACAACAUCCAGAACUGAAUUAGAGCCUCCAUAUAGAAACAUUGAUCUUACUUCAAUUAUCCUUGAUGAUGAUUAUGAUAUUUUCCAAGAUGAUGCAACCACUGUAGAUCAGAUGGAUACCACAGUAGCAGAUCCAAUACCUCAUGGCAAUGAAACUGUUCAGAAUGAGUCAAAGUUGCAAGAAGAGGUUUAUGAGGAACCUACUCUGAUUGACGCUAAGUUGAGACAGCAAGAUAUGGAGAAAUUCACUUGUGUUAGUCAGCUAUCUGACUGGCAGAAUUUAGUCGUGUCACCAAUUGCCCACACUUGUGUUACAACUGUAUCUGGACUAUUUGUCAAGAAGAAAUCAUUAGCUCCACCAGUGGUUACCUCUAUCACAGUUAAAGAGAGUAUCUCAGAGAAGAAUAGUGAAGAUGAGAUUCCAACUCGUGCACAUACAAUUAAGCAAGUCGGAGACAUUCCAAGGAGAGAGAUACAAGAGGUUGAGUUAAAUUUAGAAGAGUUGAUACUUCAAUAUCCUGAGAAGAUCCCAUGUGUUGCUGAGCUGCAUGACUGGUGGAAGUCAUCGGUGUCACUGUUGAAACUUAGCAAUGAUGGUGAUGAGGAGAACAUUGCUCAGGAAGACAGCGAGGUAGUGAUCUCAGCACCCCUACCAGAUCAUGUUAGUGAAUAUUCACAGAUGGGGACACUUCAGACUCAAUUAAGUGUUGCUGGUAGUAGCACCAUAGAAGAUCCAGAGGAAGAGAGACCUCAGAUUGAAGAUGUACUCGAAGCCAAGGCAGAAGACGAUCCAGAGAUCGAACAACCAAGUAAUCAAGUUGAAUACUCUUCAUCUACUACUCUUGAAGAAGCAAAAGAAGCUGCUGUAGAUGAACUUGAAGAACCAGAAAUUCAUUUGCCUAUUGUCACAUAAGAGCGUGAUGUAGCAGGUUCGAGGUGACAUUCCUUGGGACCCUGGUGGACUCAGAGCACGGUGAAGAGGAGAAGCAAUGGGGCACACAUAUGGAAGAGAGAAGCUGGAGAAGGCAUGAGGAUUGAGAUGCAAAAGGAGAGGAGCUGCAGUUGGUGAGGUGAUCGAGCGAGUGCUACAUCAUCAAAGCCCGGUGAGCUGUUUCAUGACCCAUUUUGAAAUCAUCAUCCAUUGAUGCUUGCUGAAUUAAAUUGCUAUUUGGGUUGCUUGUGCCAUUUCUUAAAUGUUGUCCCACUGAAUUUCACCUUUGACAUAUGGUGCUUGAUGAGAAUAUGCGAACUGAUUGUUGAAUGCCUUGUAAACUAGUGAUCUACACCCUGUUUGCUCUGCUGAAAGUAGUGAAAGCUAUUAGUUUUGAGUGCUCAAAUCCCUAGUGCACUAGUAAACUUAAUCAUUUUCUGCUUUUACCUUGAUACACUUAGAUCAUUAAGUUUUAGAUGUUGAGUUUGUGCCUAUUGUGUUCCCAUUGAGAGCAAUCACUUUACCACUAUGGACUAGUAUGCUAUGUUCCCUGGAUCGGUAGCAUGUGAACCAGACAUGGAGAAGUGAUGAUUCUUGUUUUUGUGCUUAUGCAUUGUUCAUUUAAGAUAAGUAAUAAUGAAUAAAUAAGUCUGACUACCUACAGUAGCAUGUCAUGUUCCCUUGAUCGGUGGCACGUGAAAUUGGGUUAGCUUGGGCAGUAAUUAAUAAUAAAAAUGUAAUUGUCGAACCAGGUGUUCUCUGGAUUGGUGGUAUGUUCCUUUGGGGAGACAAACAAAAAAACUAAUAAUUGGUCGAGCCGGGUGUAUACCAUGUUCUCGGGAUCGGUGGUAUGUUCCUUUGGUGAGAUUGAUAAAAUAUUACCAUUGCUUUAUUUCUAUAAAUAAGUGAUCUGAUCACAAGUUUAUGUUGUUUUUGUUCUUGGGAUCAUGCUCUCUUUAGGAACCUUUGGCGCAAUCAUCAUUUGAACUAGUUGAUCUUCUUUUAUCAUUGUAAACGUUUAAAAUGGUCAAGUCUACCAGUAUCCUACCGCUUUGAAGCACUCCUAACUAUUAAUUUUCACUAGCUAAGUCCAAAGCAUGCAUUGUUUAGAGAUCUACUUCACUUGGCAUUCUCUAGUCAGUUCUCUAUUCACUAUCGAGUUCGUGUCAUAUGCCUUUACUUGAGGACAAGUAAAGAUUUAAGUGUGGGGGAACUUGAUAAGCACACUUCUUAUACAUCUUUUGGCACUCAAAUAUGCGAUUUAUUGAGAUAUGACCAUCAAUUCUUGCUGUGAAAUGUUGAAUAUUUGAAUGAAAAUCAUAUAAAAGAUCAUUUACUCGUCAUGUGAUUAUUUUGCAGAAAAGUGCGCAAAGGCACUAUAAUCGUCAAGAUUCUGACUUUAUGGCUAAUGAGAAGGGAGAAGGGCAUGAAAGAAAUACAUCAAGGACCUGAGCGAGAAGAAAAGAAGUAACCAGGGGCGUGCCAAAGAAGUUGGAGGGACCAUCUUGUGAAGAAAGAAGAGAAGUAGAAGGGCCAAAGAGCAAAGCAGCAGAUCUGAUCGAGGGGAACAAAAUCCCUAGAAUGCCUCUAUUCCCCAAGGGGCCUGGCACAUCUCUCCAUCUCAUCUCUUUCCCGCCUUCUUCUCCACCUCCGGCUGCUGCCGCAGCCAGGCCAUCGUGGUGGCGCGCCACCCAGACAACCUCCUUCCUCCAACACCAUCAUCGCCUCCAGCUACCACGCCAUCAGCACCUGCCGCUGCACCAUUAACCGCACCACCAGCUCCACCGCGCCACCGCAUCACCGGUGGGCCACCAACCAGCGCACCUCCCUCACCCUGCUGCUCAUCUUCUUCUCCCCACCACGUCCAAACUGCUGCCGCUCUUCUCUCCACGCCUAUACUGCUGCUGCUUCUUCCCCUCGAUAUUCUGCUGCUCUGCUCUCUAUACUCUGCUGCUGCCCCUGUCUCCUAACACUACUGCUGCACUUCUUCUGAAGCUUUUCUCAAACCCAAGAAUCUGCUGCUGCUCCUCCCCUAACACGGCUGCUUCUUCUCCAUCCCCACGCUGCUGCUUUUUCUUCAAGUCCCCUGCUGCUUCCUUCUGCUUCAGGAUGACACCCCUUUGCUGAUUCUCUUCUCUGUAUCUCAACCCCCACUGCUUGCUGCCCCUUCUCUCUUCUGCUCGCUGCUAUCUCUUUCCCUCUCUCUUCUUUGAAUUUUCUGUAAUUGGAGACGUGUAGUACAUGUAAUAUUCAGAUUUGAUAAGAUCUUGCAACCUGACAAUUGUUCAGCUUCUUACUUAUAAAUAUUAUAUCACAGAUUGUGUAUUCUCACUA
Triticum urartu is the source of this 6424-nucleotide messenger RNA. Lineage: Eukaryota; Viridiplantae; Streptophyta; Magnoliopsida; Poales; Poaceae. The record is from RefSeq and is a predicted model, not a curated record.